Messenger RNA from Galleria mellonella (greater wax moth), 5534 nucleotides. RefSeq lists its product as uncharacterized. The record is from RefSeq and is a predicted model, not a curated record. The transcript is spliced from 3 exons. Lineage: Eukaryota; Metazoa; Arthropoda; Insecta; Lepidoptera; Pyralidae. The coding region runs from base 430 to 4026 and encodes 1198 amino acids.
UUUCGUCCCAUCUUUCUUCAGAUCACACAAUGCUCAUUUGAUCAUACAAAUCUUAUUUUAGUAAUUUCUGAUUCGAAUCAUUACUACAUGUGAUUGCAUUUUAUCUCCCAAGUUGUCUCAAUUGUUCUGUUGUUUGAAUUCAAUCCAAUUAAAUUAUAAAUGUUGCUUCUGAUUCAUACAAAUUCAAACCAGUCAGUCCUUUAGAGCCGUCAAUCUGAUCUUUACUGACUCAAGACUGACACUGACCGUCCUCCUACUACGCCGUAGUUGAAAAUGAUGUCAUUUUCUGAAUGCCCAUUUAUUAUCUUUAUUUGUUUGUAUAAAUUUUAAUUGCAAUUAUAAGUGCUCUUUCUCAGAUCAUGGCAGAUGUUAAUAAAAUAACUAAUAAAUUUUAAAUUGUGAUAACUUUUAUAUACUACGACCGUAAAAAUGGCGAUUAUACCAAUAAAAUUAAAGGGCGAUAAUCUUGGAAAAAGGCAUAAACAUCUUAAUUGUUUAGUAAACGAGGCUUUUGUGAAUAAUGUUCCCUUUGAAAUUAUUAAAAUCCUUAAAGAAGAAUCACCUGUUGAUAAACUGUUUAAAAUUGAUCUCGCUUCGAAGUACCAAAAUGUAGAUUACAUACUUGAGAUAUUAAAAGACAACGACUUGUUUUAUGUUAGUAGAGCUCUGAAAUCCUAUUGGCUCAUUAAUGAUCCCAGAUAUUCAAAUAUAAUAACUCCUUUAUACUUAGAAAAUGAAGUCUUUCCUGAAAUGUUAACAACAUCUAUUAAUAAAAUGAAACACUGGAUAUUAUUAAAUAUAAAAGACACAAAUAAAUGCAAGGAAUUUUAUGAGUUCUAUAAAAAAAAAGAUGAGAAAUUUGCUAUGAAGUUCCUUCCAAAAUGUUCACCGGAUUUUUUUCUACAAGAAUUAGAAACAAUCCCCACACGAAAAAUAACACCACACUUUUUAAAAUUACUUUGUGAACAUUGUCCUAAAGCUGCAAUAAUUCAUUUAAAAAGAGUAGUUGAAGAGAUGAAAAAUAUAAAAUGCAUACGGGAAUCAAUAAAUACCAAUAAAUAUAUUAAUUGUCUGCAAUUUCUUUUAAAAACAGAUGCAGACACAUAUUUUUAUAUAAUCGAGAAUAUUUAUGAUCGUGAAUUUAAAAGAUUGAAUAAAGUUACUACAAAAUAUAUUAUGGAAAAACACAGAAAUAGAUUUGACUCUAAACCUGAAUUAUACACUGCGUAUCUAUUGAAUACAACAGCGUUAACAAAAUUUUUAAAUAACAACGAAAUAAAAGAACUCGUUAUAAAAUGUGCACGAGCCGAAUAUUUGGGUUAUUCCUGGUUCUCAUACAAGUUUGCUGAACCUUUAUUAAAGUGUAUGGAACCUACUGAGAAAUCUGCUUUCUGUAAGAAAAUAUUCCAUGAAAAGUCUUUUGGGGAGAAAAUUACAGAGCCUCCUUAUUAUAUACCUUCUAUGCCAGAAUUCAUAGAUCCUAUAGAAGAUUUAAAUUCUGAAGUUUCUGAUAGAGAUUAUGAUCAAUAUAUGGACGUGAUGAUGUGUGAGAUGCGUUGCAUGAAAAGAAGCGAUUGUUAUAUGCAGUCCCUAUUGCACAAGUUACCUACAUUACUUGAUAAACUAUUCGAUUUGUAUAGGUUCAGUUAUUUUGAUGAAACCUUUACAGAGUUGACUAAAUGUAUUCCAAAGGAAAGUGUACUUGAAAAUCGCCAACACAUGUUAUUAGUACUGGUUAGCAAGACUGGUGGACGAAAAGAACAUUUAGAAAAGCUACUUAAUUUAUUGGUUACGAAACACAGUAAUGAGCCAGUUUCACUACGUGCCACAAUCGUACGCAGUCUAGCAAAGCGUGCUUGUAUAUGGCGUUUGGUAGAUGAUAACUGGGAUUUAUUGUUAAAGUUUGGACAUGAUCUAGGGCUCGACGGUAGUCCUGCAGCAAUUAUAUGUCGCGAAGGUUUACAUGCUGUUGUACUUCAUCACAUUCUACAGACCGGCAGUUGUCCACUUCCAAUAUUUUCGGCUUUUCUUAAAGAAUUUUCCACUCUUAAUGAGUAUCCGUUAAAAAAGACAGAGAAAGAACUUCUACUCAAAUAUUUCCCUAAAUUAAUGUUGAAUAUCGUUAAAAACGAACCUGAUAAGGCAAUAGAAUGCCUUAAUCAGACUCUUGAUUUUUUUGCCGCCUUUCGAUUUCCCAUAGAAGAGUUUUCGGAGAUAGUAUCGUCUGUAGCUUCUACCUAUAGACGCGAUCCAAUUGGUACACGUCCCCUGUUGAAGCGCUUAUAUGAAGCCAGAGUAGCGCGAAAGAAACUCUUUAAAGAAAAUUUUGAAGUGAAUCAAUCUGAUGAGUCUUAUCUUAAUGCAUUACGACAUGAUAUGCAAAUACUAUUUGGAGAUCAUUUUGAAAAGUUACUUACAGUUAAAACACCGUUAUGUCCUGAACGAUUCCUAAGAAAAUUAACUAUAUAUUUUUAUAAUGAAAAUCAUAUUAUUGACAAUUAUCAGAUAUCUCUUAUGCAUGUAUUUACAAUUAAACCACAUGUAAAGUUAGCACGUAUCGCUGCGUUACUUGGCAAUGCAGGUACUAAACCAAUAUGGCCAAUCACAAUUGAUGUUACUACAAAAAGACAGAAGGAACUGUCAGAUGCAUUAAGUCGCUUAUCUCAUUUGAUAAGACCACAAAUUUCCAUGGAGAACUGGAAAGCUAAGGAACAUAAUAUGGUUACGAUGGUGAAUUGGAUUCAUACGUGCAGCGAAAAAUCGUUACGUAAAAACAUAGACAAACUUAUAUCAGAGCCACGACUGGCGAGAUUAGUGCUUGCAUUACGCACGCCAGGAUGGCCAGGACUUUUUGCUCAAACUAUGUUAGCAGCAAGUAAAAAUCAACCUACAAAAAGCCUUUUUGUCGCGGUCCGCGUCUUAAGACAACAGGGCAAACAUUUCCACAAGCAAGACUUGGAAACUUUCAAGUAUGUAAUAAUGAAAUGUAAUUUGAAAAACAAAAAGCAGGGCUUAUACCGUAAUUUGGCUAAACUAAACGCGAUACCAAAGAGUUAUAAACUAGAUUAUUGUUUAAUUAUAUACGAAGUUCUAGAAACAAAAUUCAGUGCAGAAAAUGGUCCUACUUAUGAUACUGCAGUUGUAUUAUUGAACUGUAUAUAUGAUAACAUUGAUCAAGUAAAUGUAGACUACAUUCAGAAAAUUCUAAGAUAUUUCUUGGAAAAUUACUAUACAGUUGAUGAAUUGGAAAUCGAUAAUGACGAAUAUAUAUCGUACGCAUCGAUUUUCGGACAAAUUAUCGCUAGAUUUCUUUUGUUAAAUGAAACAGAGGAGCAGCAAAGAAAUAGUUUUAAAGAUAUCGGUGUUCCAUUCUUGGAAAAGACUUUAGAAACUUUAAAAAUUCCAAAUAAAGGAACAAAAGCAAUAUCUAUUGUAAACUCUUUUAUAAAAAGUUUAAAAUACACAAAAUUGUUUUUAAAUCCAAAGUGUUGUUUAUCUGUAUUAAAUUUGAUUGAAGAAUACUUUAAAGAGUCCAUACCUAUAGAGAAGAGUUUUAAUAUUAUCUGUCAAUUACGUUUCACCAUUUUAUAUGGAGAAACAUUGCAAAAAUAUCUCAAUCAAGAACCUGUACAUUUCCAGGGCCAAACAUUCAAAAAUAUCGAGUCUGUUAAGUAUACUGCAUUUUCGUUUGGUAAAGUUAUUGCUAAAGAUAUUGAAGACUUAGUUGUUCAGUAUUUUCAAUCGGUUAGAAAUAUGUACAGUAUAAAUUUGAUAGAUUACUUAAGAGAACAAAUACUAUGGUGUAUUCCCAAAAAUGCCUUCAUUCCGUCGUUUAUAGAAGGUUUGAUAGAUGAUGUAACGAAAACGAAUGCAGCCAUAAUUGGAGUUUAUAUAUAUCAUAACGUUCUCCAUUUGGACAACAAAGAUACAGAAAAAUUAAAAGAACAAAUUAUAAACAUUGGAAACAUAUAUAACGAAAUAAAAUAUUUCUAUAAUUUUAACUCCAAAGUCAUCCGGUGUUAUUGAAGCUUUUUGGAAAACUUUAAUUGUAUUAUUAUAAUAUAUAUAUAUAUAUAUAUAUAUAUAUAUAUAUAUAUAUAUAUAUAUAUAUGGUACGAGGUCUGUCCGGAAAGUUCGUAUAAAAGUGUUCUGGAAUGCGAGAAAGAGGAGUGGGGAGGCCAGGUAAGCGCAGGACCCCUUCCUUAUGUCCCUAACAAUGCUUCAGUUCUGGUCUGACCACCGUGCGGUGCGAACUGGCUUGUCACGCCAUCUGUGAAGUUACCUCUUAACGAAACCCCGUCGGCAUGGAGCCCGCUUCCGUUGAAGAGCAGCGCGUCGUAAUCAAGUUUCUCUCGAAACUCGGCAAGAAUGGCCGUGAAAUUUUUGCCAAUCUAAUUCGAUAAGACAUCCGGGGAACCACGAACAAAAAAAUCAAGAAAAUCCCGCUCAAAUGUCAAGACAAUGUUGAUUGUUUUUUUCGAUGUUCGGGGGAUUGUCCAUCAAGAAUUCGUCCCUCCAGGCCAGACAGUUGAUGGAAAAUUCUACGUCGAUGUGCUCAGAUGCCUCAAAGCUCGUGUGGCACGAGUUCGUCCAGAAUUGGCGCGAGAGGGGCGUUGGAUUCUUCACCACGACAAUGCCCCUGCCCACACCUCUCUUGUUGUCCGUGAGUUUUUGAGUAAAAAUUCCAUUACGGUGACCGAACACCCCCCUAUUCGCCGGAUUUGGCCCCGUGUGACUUCUUCUUGUUCCCAAAAACCAAAUUGGUACUUCGGGGGCGGCAUUUGGGGGACAUAAAUGAGAUAAAAAAAGCUACGACGGGGCAGCUGAGAAACCUACAACCAGAGGACUUUCAAGGAGCCUUCUCACAGUGGAAACGGCGUUGGCACAAGUGCAUUAUGUCACAGGGGGAGUACUUUGAAGGGGAUAAAAUUGAUUUACCUGAAUAAUUGUAAAAUAAAAUUUUUAAAAAACUUUUAUACGUACUUUCCGGACAAACCUCGUAUAUGAAGUUCAUUACAGAGGAUUUACUUAUUGUACUCUUAUUACGUAAGAUGUCUGAUAGUUAUUUAUUUACUUGUUAACCAUUUAGCAUUUACUCUAUUGCUAAAGAGAGACAGAUUUUAACUCGCGACCUUCCGAGUUAUAUUUAAAUAUCGCUGUUUAGUAUUUCUAAAGUAUUAAUAUUAGUAGCUAUACAUUAUAAUCCUUGCACUGCAGUUAUUUGUUUGGUUAAAAGUUCACAAAGUGUCUAUAUUACUGUACUUUUAACAAGAUAACUAUUUUAGCUUUUUUAAUUUUUUUAUAUCAUUUAUUUUAUUCUACCUAACGUUAAGUGAAAGAUGUUACUAUAGUAGUGACAUAGUAACGAAAGAAUUGUAACCAUAUUAGAUAUGUAAGUUGAAUCAUUUUUUUUCCCUUUGAACAUUGUUGCCGUCCCGAAAAACUUCUUAAUAAGUAAUAAGUUUUGUAUGAUUGUGAAGAGGGCGUUUAUUUAUCUUGCUUAGCUAAGGAAUUAAUAUAUGUUUUAAUAUUAA